Molecule: messenger RNA, 800 nt
Organism: Ilyonectria robusta
Lineage: Eukaryota; Fungi; Ascomycota; Sordariomycetes; Hypocreales; Nectriaceae
Exons: 1
Coding region: 32-460 (142 amino acids)
Source: RefSeq, a predicted model, not a curated record
CAGCGUUGUGCGUUGGACGUGCGCGUUGUGCAUGCGUGGUCAUGGCCGUAGGCGCGCUUUGCCUCGUGUGGGGAUAGCCAUGACACGACGACACGACGACCAUUACCAGGAGGAUGGGAGGAGGCCUCACCCUCUCAUCUCGCCGGCCAAUCUGGAUCUGCCAGUCUCUCACUCCUGCUUUCACUCCUGCUGUCGUCUCCCGGUCGCUCGUCGGUCUCGCUCCCUGUCGAUCUCCCUACCUUUCACCUCUCGGCCUCUUCCCACUUUGGUCUUCACUGCCCUUCGACCUUCACCACACGCCAAUCAGCCUAAGACAAGGCCUAGACCAGCGAAUUGCCCUGCACGGAGCCUAAUUUACGCAAAAGCCCCAAAGUCUCAACCUCCCAAGCGGCACUGCCCGCCACCCGAAGCUGAAGGUUAUGCCUCAUUGCGGGAACACCGCUGGCCGGGGCCUUGUUGAACUCAGAGUCGCCAUAGAGUCUGACUUGAUCUAGCUGAAACUGAGUGGAUGGCCCCAUCCAGACCGCGCAGACCAUGAAAUCGAAGCAUGUCACUGUGGCAUUUUGCACGUUGGACUUUGGCGUUCUAAGUUAGACCCUGGUCAUUCUAACUUAGUCAUUCCAGUCAUUCCCCAACAGGCUCGAUGCCAAGACGCCAAGACGGCCAAGAGAUGCCGAGCGAUCGGCCACGCGCUGACCGCCCCACUCUGUCCCGCCGUCGCCCCUGAUUCUUUGUUUCCUGGUACUUCGGUACCUACUUCGUACGUGUUAAUAUACUUACCUGCCUUUGAUAUAUCCAGG